CAAGAACGGAGAUAAAUGCAUGGUUUACCACAAUUCACAGACAGUUUUGCAGACAUACUCGUCGACUAAUCAUGUGGGAAAUAAGUUUUUUUUUAACAGCAACUCUUUUUUUUAUUGUGACGUUACUACUUUUCUAUUUGGGAUCACGAAAACCCCACGGAUAUCCACCAGGUCCGCGAUGGUGGCCGAUUCUCGGAUCAGCUUUAGAAGUCAAACGACUAAGAAAAGAAACUGGAUCCCUUGCUUCGACUUUCACAACUUUAAGUAAAAAAUAUGGCCCUGUAGUGGGAUUAAAAAUAGGAGUCGAUCGAAUCGUCGUAUUAAAUAGUUUCGAAAGUAUGCGAUCAAUGUGUUUAAAUGAUAUUUGCGAUGGAAAACCCUUUGGUCCCGUUUAUGAAGUUCGAACAUUCGGCAAAAGACUCGGUCUCAUUCUUACGGAUGGGAAUUUAUGGAAUGAACAGCGAAGAUUUGUAGUGCGUCAUUUGCGUGAAUUUGGUUUUGGAAAGACAAGUAUGGCAACUUUGAUUGAAGAGGAGGCACAACAUCUUGCUGAUUAUUUCAAGAAGCUUAUUCGAAGGACGACAUCCAGUACACGUGACAACUUGUCAAAUGAUAACAAUAAUUCCUCCUACAAUAAUAAUAAAAAAUCAAAAGAUGGACAAAUUUAUCAAUUAAUUGACGAAAUGGAAAUGACAGUGGAGAAAAAAGAAAAAUUCAAACCAAUGAAAUUGGAGAAUGUUUAUGCAAAAGCCGAGGACUAUGAGGAAAUUCGCAGACUCUCACAACCGAAGAGUGUUGUUAUCUCAAUGCAUGAUGCUUUUGGUGUUCCCGUAUUGAACACACUUUGGCGAAUGAUGGCCGGCAGACGAUACAACACGGAUGACAAACCAUUGAAACAUCUUUUGAGGAUUCUUAACAAACUUCUUGGCGAAAUUGACAUGAUUGGUAGUCCAUUUGGUCAUUUUCCUUUUCUAAGAUACAUUGCACCUAAAGCAAGCGGUUAUAAAGCAUUUUUAGAAACUCAUCAAGAAUUAUGGCAUUUUAUUAAGGUUGAAUUGCAAAAUCACAAAGAGACAUUUGAUCCUAAUUCACCGAGAGACUUAAUGGACACCUAUUUACAAGUUUUACAAUCAGAAAAGUCAAAUGAAACUUUCUCAGAGUCACAACUUUUGGCAAUUUGUGUCGAUUUAUUCAUGGCCGGAUCGGAAACCACAUCGAAAACAAUUGGUUUUUGUUUUUUAUAUUUAGUAUUAAAUCCCGAGGUGCAAAAAAAAGCUCAAGAUGAAAUAGACUCAGUAACGUCACGCAAAAGAUUACCAACAUUAAAUGAUAAAUCAAGAAUGACUUACGUAAAUGCAAUAGUCUACGAAUCCUUAAGAAUAUUUAUGGGAAAAACGAUGAAUGUUCCUCAUAGAGCAAUCGAAGACACAUACAUUUUGGGUCAUCGAAUUCCAAAAGAUACGAUGAUUGUCGUUAAUUUCAAUCGAGUUCUAAUGGAUUAUUUUUGGGAUGACUCCGAAGCUUUUCGUCCGGAAAGAUUUAUCGACGAUGAAGGAAAAUUAGCCAUACCGGAACAAUUUCUACCAUUUAGUUUCGGAAAACAUCGUUGUAUGGGUGAAGUUCUUGCGAAAAGUAACAUUUUCGUUAUGGUAGCAACACUCUUAUCUCAAUUCACAUUCUCAGUUGUUCCUGGCGAGGAGAAGCCUAUUUCUAGUGAAUUUAUUGACGGUGUCACUGCAGGACCAUUGCCAUACAGAGCGUUAGUGACAUUACGUAACUAAUAUUGUUGUUAAAUCUUAAUUUCUAGUUUACACAAAUUUAUAAAUAAAAAGAUUUUUUUUGUUAAAAAUUGA
This is a messenger RNA of Leptopilina heterotoma, 1853 nucleotides long. It is a transcript of the gene Cyp303a1, whose product is annotated as probable cytochrome P450 303a1. The record is from RefSeq and is a predicted model, not a curated record. Gene Ontology annotation, cellular component: cytoplasm; intracellular membrane-bounded organelle. Gene Ontology annotation, molecular function: oxidoreductase activity, acting on paired donors, with incorporation or reduction of molecular oxygen, reduced flavin or flavoprotein as one donor, and incorporation of one atom of oxygen; heme binding; iron ion binding. The transcript has 10 exons. The coding region runs from base 72 to 1781 and encodes 569 amino acids. NCBI's taxonomy places the organism in Eukaryota, Metazoa, Arthropoda, Insecta, Hymenoptera, Figitidae. Gene Ontology annotation, biological process: xenobiotic metabolic process.